AUGUUGUUAUGCACAACUGUUACUCGUGUGAGAGAUUGGCAAGGUGUUGAGUAUGGUUUCAAUUUCAGAGCUUAUGAAGAUAUUCUUCAAGUAGAGGCGUUAAACGCUUUGAGUGUUGAUGUUGCUGGAUCUGUGAUUUCUUGUGGAGAUCUUGAAAUCUUUGAUCGACCUCCAAAGGAGACUAAGAAGUUGAAUUUCGAUAUUGAGGAUUUGGAUGGUAAGGUUUUGCGGUGUACUGUGUGGGAUGAUUAUGCUCUGCAGAUUAAGGACUUCAUUUCUAAAGUCCCACCUCAUGAGCAUGUGAUGGCUGUUGUACAACAUGGAAAGUAUAAGGAAUGGAAAGACAGGUGUUUCAAGAAGGUGAUGGGUAAAAGUGAAUACUUGCAGAAUGUUGAGAAUGUUUCAGAUGAUAUUCUUUGGUUGCCUGCGACGUCUUUGGUUUGUAUCAGAUGUCAUACUGAAUGUACAUCGAUUACCACAAAGUUCAAGGUGCAAGUGCGGGUGCAGGAUGAGAGUGGUAGUGUUUCUUUUGUUAUGUUUGAUAGAGGUGUUCAGAAGUUUCUUGGAUUAGUGGCGAGUGACAUAAGAGAGAGGCAGGUUAAGGCCAAUGAUACUGGAUUCCCUCAUGAGAUAUUUCGAUUGGUUGAUAAGAAGGCUGCUUUUAAGGUUGAUGUUUCAGAGAUUAAUCUUAAAAAUGACUAUCGUGUUUAUACUGUGCAAAAAACAACUGAGGAUCCAGUAAUAAUUUCUGAGUUGGUUGGUGGAGAUGGUAAUGGUGAUGAAAAUUCUGAUGAGAUAGUUACUCAAGAGGUAGCUGACGUUAAAGACGUUAACCUUUCAGACUCUUCUCAGAUGUCUGCUGAACGAACUUCAAGGGUGAGUAUUUAUUUUUAA
This is a messenger RNA of Helianthus annuus (common sunflower), 894 nucleotides long. RefSeq lists its product as uncharacterized. The record is from RefSeq and is a predicted model, not a curated record. NCBI's taxonomy places the organism in Eukaryota, Viridiplantae, Streptophyta, Magnoliopsida, Asterales, Asteraceae. The transcript is spliced from 8 exons. The coding region runs from base 1 to 894 and encodes 297 amino acids.